AUGAGUGAGACAUGUGAAUUCAGCACAUUGAAGAACUCCCUUAUCAAAGAUAGAAUUGUGCUUGGCAUCAGUGACGCUAAGACGAGAGAGAGACUGCUCAGGAUUUCAGACCUCACCCUGGAGAAGGCUAUAGAGUGGUUCGAUCUGCAGAGGCAACAGAAAAACAGUCAAAGGACAUGGCAAGCGACUAAUCCGUACGUGGAAUUGGAAUGGAGAAGAAAAAUCCACCCCUCAGAGGAACACCCUCAGCCAAUGAAGAUAGACUCUCUUCAAGCAAGAUAUUUAAAUGUAGAAACUGUGGAAUAAGACAUGGUGUACGAGAAUGCCCGGUGUAUGGCAAGACAUGUCAUAAUUGCAUUGCCAAGAAACAGCAUCAUUUCAAGAGUAUGUGCCGGUCACUGAAAAAA
This is a messenger RNA of Porites evermanni, 407 nucleotides long. NCBI's taxonomy places the organism in Eukaryota, Metazoa, Cnidaria, Anthozoa, Scleractinia, Poritidae. The record is from the annotation of a GenBank genome assembly.